Erigeron canadensis is the source of this 4334-nucleotide messenger RNA. RefSeq lists its product as uncharacterized. The transcript is spliced from 27 exons. Bases 55 to 4152 code for a protein of 1365 amino acids. The record is from RefSeq and is a predicted model, not a curated record. NCBI's taxonomy places the organism in Eukaryota, Viridiplantae, Streptophyta, Magnoliopsida, Asterales, Asteraceae.
UAUUAGGUUAGCUAGGGUUCAUGAAAUACUUUGAAUAGAUUGAAGGGAGGGAGGAUGGUGGAAAGUAUAUCACGGGAGAAGCUGGCCGGUCUGAUUCAGUCGGCCAAAACAUCAACUGAUAUACCUUCAAAACUGGACACCUUAUUUCAACUCAAACACCACUUGAAUCUCCUCACCGAACAACAACAACAAGACGAUGAAGAAGGUGAUGAAUUAUUAGUCUCGGACCUCCUUCCUCAACUUAUUCUUCACUUUCGCACCGACCGCUCCAGCCCCGUUCGCCUUUCCGUUGCUCAGAUUGCUGGUGACGUAGGGUUAAGUUACACUCAUUUGUUACCCGAGAUCGUGCCUUUAUUCAUCACUCUAUUACGAGAUGCUACCCCCGCGGUUGCCAGACAAUCCAUUACCUGUGCUAUCACUUUGUUCCGUCGUGUCCUUACCAAAAUCGCUAUCCAGGGUUUGUUUUCUACUGAGUUAGAUGAUGCUCUCGAGUCUUCAUGGGCAUGGAUGUUGAAGCUUAAAGACGAGAUAUAUGCCAUGUCCUACCAGCCUGAAACCGAUGGGAGGAAGCUGCUUGCGCUAAAGUUUGUUGAAGCCGUUACGCUUUUAUAUACAGCUGAUCCUAGUGCUUCUGCUGAACCCCCUCCCUCGGAUCAUACUUCUGGAGACGAGUUUAACAUAGCAUGGCUUCGUGGAGGCCAUUCCAUACUUAAUGUUGGUGAUUUAUCAGUUGAAGCUAGUCGGAAUUUGGGUUUGUUGCUUGAUCAGUUAAGAUAUCCAGCCGUGAAGUCACUCAGUAAUAUGGUGGUCAUCGUGCUAAUUAAGAGUCUUUCGACCAUUGCAACGAAGCGACCUGCAUUUUAUGGACGGAUUCUUCCAGUUUUGCUUGGUCUAGAUCCAGCAAACUGUGCUGUGAAAGCGGGUCGAGUUUCUGGGGUGCAUCAUACUUUAAAGAAUGCAUUCCUCUCCUGCUUGAAAUGCACACACCCGGGUGCUGCACCGUGGCGAGAUCGUUUAGUUGGAUCACUUAAAGAAAUGAAAGCUGGAGGGUUGGCUGAAGAAGCCCUUCAACAAGUUUCUCGUGGUAAUUCAUCUACUGCACGGGAUGUAAAACCCUCAAUAGAAGUAUGUGAUGCCGUGCACUUGCCUGCGGUUAGGAAGAGGCCUGAAGUAAAAGAUGAUGAUGUACCUGUAAAGCGUGCCAAACUAACACCCACCUUGAAUGACGAUUUGAGCUCAUCAAGCAAAGUAAAAGGAAAUGUAGACAACGGACGGGUUCAGCAGCUUGUUGCUAUGUUUAGUUCAUUGGUUGCACAGGGUGAACAGUCUGCUUCAAUGUUAGAAGUUCUUAUUAGUAGUAUAUCUGCAGACUUACUAGCGCAAGUAGUAAUGGCCAAUAUGCCAAAUCUUCCUCUAGUUCGUCCCAAACAAGAAGGAGAUGUAGAGUUACUCAAGACUGGGUCCCAAGAUAAUGAUCUAUCUGUAUAUCUGACAAACAUGUUAUCACGCUCUACUACUUCUGAAAAUACACAUUCUGCAUUGGAGACACACAUUGAUGAGAAGCCUGAACAUGAGGGUGAACUGCCUGCAGCAAAAGACGCUGUAUUACUUCAGUUUGCAGCAAAAGACAGUGUUUUACCACAUUCUGCUAUGGAGCAAGAUUUGAUUCUUUCGGAACCUACUGCUGAUAUAGCGUCAGUAAUGAGUGUUAGCUUAGCAAUUCCAUGUGAAAAUACCAAUGUGGGGGAACUUGAGAACGGAAUACCAGGUCUAGAUUCCUCAACUCGGGAUGAUGAUAUGCCUGACAUCCAGGUUGAUGCUGCAAUGAUUUCUGCUGACUUGGAAGAAAAUAGUCAAGAGCAAGUUACCAAAUUAGGCACUUCAUCGAUGGAUUUAGUUCCUUCAUUGUCUACAGAAAAGUCUGAGGAACUUAGUCCAAAAGCAGCUAUGGCAGAAGCAAACAGCAUCAACUCCUCAACCGCAACUUCUAUUCAGUUUACACCUAAAGUCGUCCUGCCAAAGAUGUCUGCCCCUGUUAUUGGCUUGACUGAUGAGCAGAAAGAUCAUUUACAGAGAUCUGCUUUCAUACGUAUCAUCGACGCUUAUAAGCACAUAGCAGUUUCCGGAGGUUCACAUCUUCGCUUCUCGUUACUUUCACAUUUAGGAGCCGAGUUUCCUCUUGAGUUGGAUCCUUGGGAAGCUCUGCAAACACACAUACGGUCAGAUUAUACUAGUCAUGAGGGCCACGAGUUAACCUUACGUGUUCUGUAUAGAUUAUUUGGGGAGGCCGAAGCAGACCAUGAUUUCUUUUCUUCAACAACAGCAACUUCUGUAUAUGAAAUGUUCCUUCUAAAAGUGGCAGAAAUACUCAGAGACUCUUUUCCAGCAAAUGAUAAAUCUUUAAGUAUCUUGCUAAGUGAAGUUCCUUAUCUGCCUAAAUCAGUUCUUAAGAUGUUAGAGUGCCUGUGUGUUCCUGGAAACAGUGAUAAAAAUGAGGAGUUGCACAGUGGAGAGAGAGUCCAUCAAGGUCUCAGUAUUGUUUGGAGCUUAAUUCUGCAUAGACCACCGACUAGAGAUGUUUGCUUAAAAAUUGCUUUACAGAGUGCAGUGCACCACUUGGAGGAAGUGCAAACAAAGGCAAUACGAUUGGUGGCAAACAGGCUUUACCCUAUACCGUCUAUUUCUCAGCAAAUUGAAGAUUUUGCGAAAGAAAUGCUGUUAUCUGCAAUGAACGGUGAUCAUUUGAUUGAUACGGCCAGUGCUGAUGAAUCUAAUGCGGAAUUAGCAAAGGACGUUAUGGAAAAACAUUUAAAUGAGUCAGUAAGUGCCAUCACCAAGGAUUGUACCUCUGAGGCCGGUCAACCACAAUCCGAAAGCAUUCCAUCCCCUUCAAUAACCGAUGCACAGCGGUGUAUGUCACUGUAUUUUGCCCUUUGUACAAAGAAACAUUCUCUUUUCCGUCAACUUUUAAUCGUCUACAAGAACAUGUCAAAAGCUGCAAAGCAGGCAAUUACCGUCCAAAUACCCAAACUAGUUCGCACCAUUGGGCCUUCACCUCAACUUCUUGAAAUUAUUGCUGAUCCACCUGCUGGAAGUGAGAACCUUCUGAUGCAGGUUGUGCAAACGUUAACAGAUGGGGCUGUUCCUUCUCCUGAUUUGCUAGCUACCAUUAGAAAGUUAUAUGAAACAAAGUUGAAGGACGCAGAGAUUCUUAUCCCGGUGUUACCGUUCAUACCAAAAGAUGAGCUUCUUCAGAUCUUUCCACGCUUUGUAAAUCUUCCAGUGGAUAAAUUCCAGACCGCACUUUCUCGUAUCUUACAGGAAUCAUCUCAGAGUGGUUCAGUUCUUACACCAGCUGAAGUGAUGAUUGGCAUCCAUGGCAUUGAUCCUGAGAAAGACGGGAUUCCCCUUAAGAAGGUUACGGAAGCAUGUAACACUUGCUUUCAGCAACGACAGAUAUUUACCCAACAAGUUCUAGCGAAGGUUUUAAAUCAACUGGUUGAGCAGAUUCCUCUUCCAAUGCUAUUCAUGCGCACUGUAAUACAGACAAUUGGUGCAUUUCCUUCUCUGGUGGAUUUCAUAAUGGAGAUUUUAUCUCGUCUGGUGAGCAAGCAGAUUUGGAAAAAUCAAAAGCUUUGGGUAGGAUUCUUGAAAUGUGCUCAGUUAACCAAGCCUCAGUCUUUCAGUGUGCUACUGCAGCUUCCUCCAGCACAACUUGAAGUUGCAUUGAAUAAACAACCUGUACUAAAAGGUCCAUUGGCUUCAUAUGCAAGCCAACCAGACAUUCGAUCUUCACUUCCAAGGUCCACACUGGCAGUUCUUGGAAUUCCACAAGACUCUCAAGAGGCAAGUCGGGGGCAAAUGACCCCACUGACACAGUCUCAGGCUCAGUCACAUACAGAGUCUCAAGCUCAGUCACAGACAGUGUCUCAAGCACAAUCGCUGACAGAGUCUCAAGCACAAUCACUGACUGAGUCUCAAGCACAAUCACAGGAGCAAUCUCAGGCACAAUCACAGACACAGUCUCAGGCACAAUCACAGUCUCAGGCUCAGUCACAAACUCAGUCUCAGGCUCAAUCGCAGACAGUAGAUACAGGCAAUUCAGAGAAAGAAGUAGUGACUGAGGAACCAAAACUAUCAAGUAUCAGAUGAGCUGGUAUCCAACUAGUACUUGUAUGUUUAUAACUUGUGAGUACCUUUUGUUACUUCGUUAGAGGCUCCAUCCUCUCGAUUGUAUAAGGAGGCUUUAACUGCUUAUAGUCAUAGGAGAUUCCAUUGUGAACUCUUUUAGUUGACCAUGUAUUCAUAGUAAUUUAUCAAAAACCCUUUUUCUA